This is a messenger RNA of Lampris incognitus (smalleye Pacific opah), 11418 nucleotides long. Its product is annotated as BAH and coiled-coil domain-containing protein 1. The coding region runs from base 355 to 9276 and encodes 2973 amino acids. NCBI's taxonomy places the organism in Eukaryota, Metazoa, Chordata, Actinopteri, Lampriformes, Lampridae. Gene Ontology annotation, molecular function: chromatin binding. The transcript has 28 exons. The record is from RefSeq and is a predicted model, not a curated record.
CGCUGUUCGGAGAUCCGAGUCCCCGACCCGCCAGUCUGAAUCCCGCCGCUCUCAGUGGACCGAGCCCUCCAAUGGAAAACUGUAGGAUUUAACUCUAGACACAUUUUUCAAAUGGGUGUCGCACCUUCCUUUUGCUUGGUUUAUUUUUUUUUUGUGAUUUUAUAAUUUAUUGUUAUGCAAGGAUUUAACAUACCAAAAAGAUGAUCGGAGGCUACGUGCUCGGCAGGAGAAUCCCCCCCUCGACUACAUGCAACGCACCGAGAGCUCCACGAGAGGAUUACUCCAUGGCUUGCGUCUGACUCCCCCUGCCCGAUACCCCUUCCGGAUUUCGGAUUACUCCCAAAUUUCCUCGGCAUGGAAGGACGGGAUUUCGCAGCGCCCGCGCACCUCCUGUCGGAGCGGGGCGCCUUGGUGCACCGCGCCGCCUCUCGGAUCGCUCCCUCCGGCCACAGCUCGGUGCAGCACGCCGGACACUUCCCGCCCGGGAAAUACUAUCCCUCCCACAUACCGAUGGCUCCCCACUCAGGCAGUGGACUGAUGGGCAACUCCUCCGCAUCCUUCAUGGGGACGUUUCUGGCCAGUAGCCUGGGCUCUCCCCCCUCGCACCCGUCUCACCCUUCUCGGCCGCCCUCCUCACCCUCCUCGCCCUCCUUCCGCGGCGGACCCCACUCCAGCGCAUCGCAGAUCUGGUUUCCCCAUUCGCAUGAGGCCCCAGGGUAUCCUCGAUUCUCAGGGAGUUUGGCCCACACGUUCCUACCCAUGAGUCACUUGGAUCACCAUACCAACAGUAGUGUUCUCUACGGGCAGCACCGUUUCUAUGACACCCAAAAAGAGAACUUCUAUCUGCGGAGUCUACCAUCCCAGCCACCUCUCAUCUCAGCCAAUCACAGCCUGCCUCCUAUGUCCAGGGCUGGUCCAGGAAACACUCAGGGGUCCUGUAGCAGAGACAGAGAUCCUGGAGGAGGGUCUGCUCUACACAAGGGACUGAAGGAGGGCUCUGUAGAGAGAGGUGUUGUGCCCACCAAGGAGAAGGAGAGGUCCAGCAGUAAACAGGAUGCCAAGGAGAGGCAGCAGCAGCAUCAUCACAGCCUCCACCCACCACCACCCACACACCACCAUCAUGCCCACACACAUCAGCAGCAUCCCCACUACCCACAGCACCCGCUGCCCCUGGAGGAGGUCAACAGCAGGGCCUUGGAGAGGCACAAGGCAUCCCUCUCCAUGGAGUACAACAACAAGGACCACCCCCAGAGCAUGGGCAAGCCUCUCAGCGCUUGCCUGCUCAAUGGCAAGAUGCAAAAUGGAGAUACAGGUGCUGGGACAGGGGCUAAAGCCUCCAUGUCCAGCUGUGGAGGAGAGGGCACGACCAGGGUGGCUAUGGGGGGUGGGGGGAGCAGCCAGGCCAGACACAUGGGCUCCACGGGCAGCAGUCGCUGCAGCAAAGAGGGCGUUAGUGGGGAGAUGAGGAUCAGUGAACAGCCACCAGAUUGUCUCGAAAGGGGUCAGGCACCGCUCCACCACUCCCUGUCCUACUCAGUUCCCCCACCCUUACACAUGGGAUCUACGGCUGGUGGGACCCACCCUCACUCCCACCCCCACCCCCACACUCACCCUCACACCCACCCCCAUCCAGGAGGCUUUCACUGCCUCCAACUCCACCCCAGCCACCCACACCACUCCCAUCACGCACACCCACACCCUGACUUCUUCUGCCCACCCCCUCCAGCACCUCUAGCCAACCCCUCCUUACAUGAGAGGGGGCCAGCUAAUGGCGGGCGAGAGCCUAAAGUGACAGGGCCCACAUUUGUGCCAUCUGUGGGACGCCUGGGAGAAAAAUCCAGCGGACCUUUCCAGCUCAGUAACUCCGACUGCCACGGGGUUGGAGGUGGUGGGGGAGGGGGCAGUGCCAAGGACAAGGUCUUGGAAAAGAACAGUGGUGGUGGGCACCCAGGUAACUGGCAAAGAAAACAACAACAGCAGCAACAGCAACCCCAGCAACAGCAACAUCCAUACAGAAAGGCAGAGAAGGCUCCAGACUGGAUGCAGGCCCACCACCACCACCUCCAGCCUCAGCCCUCCCAGCUCUCCCAACCUUCCCAACAGCAACAGCCACAACAACAACAACAGCAGCAACAACAACAGCAGCAGCAGCCUCCCCAUCCCCAGCAGCAUCAGGUAGUCCGCUCCCGUAGUGCCGAGUGUAUCAGCAGCAGUGGUGUGGACACAGAUGUGUUCAGGGCCUCCCUGUCCCAGGGGCCCAAGGCUGGACACUCAGUUCCCCACCCUGUCAACACUUCCCCGUACAGAGACUGUUCCCACCCAGGGCCCCCAACCAACUCCUCUCCCCUUGGCAGUAAAGGCAUCGCCCAGCACAGUGGGACUGGAGCAGGGCCAGGUCCUGGAUCCGGAGGUAGCUGCUCCUUACAGAGAGACAGCCAAAAGGUGGCCAGGAUUCAUCACCAGCAGCAUGGCCAACCUGGCCCAGAUGCCUCCUCACCUGCAGAGCUGAACCAGGGGUCCAGCCAGGAGCUGAAGAGGAAAAUGGACAUGUCACCUUACGGAUACAGCAGCAGUGGGCAGCACCAUUCCCAACAGCCCCCAGUGCCACCAUGGACCAUGAGGCCCCCCCAUCACAUGCCACAGCCUGAGGAGGAGCAGAGGAAGUCCUAUAUGGAGUUGGGGAGCACAGGCCGGCAACACCCCCAGCAACAGCAACAGCCGCCAGGCAUGGGCCUGCAGCCUACCCAACCUCCUUCUGCACCUCCCCUCAGUCAACAGCAGCAGCAGCAGCAGCAGCAGCAACCAGAGCCCCAGGGCCCAGCACAGGGGGAGAGCAGUGCUAUGAAAAGUCUGUUAAAGUACAGCAACCAGCAACAGCCCCUGCUCCUCUCCCACAAGAGCCCAUUUGGGGGGCUGGGCAACCUCAAGUCAGGCCCUGCCGGAGGAAGUUGUGCCCUGCAGGGCAGCAAACAGACUCUGCCCACCAGGAAGGGCCCAGCCAAUGACAGCGAGCGCUCUGAUUGCAGUGGUCGGAGCCGUGACAUGGGUGAUACCGGUCAUGGGGAAAGUGAGGUUCGACAGCCGCCAGUAGGAAUUGCUGUAGCUGUUGCUCGACAAAGAGAGCCACCUUGUCGCCCAGGAGACAGUCACCCCAACAGCCGACAGGGCAGGGUGCACCCCUCAGUGAAAGGACCAGCCCGCUCCAUGUAUCCUUCAGAGCCUGCCACUGAGGAGGAGAGAAAGAGGAUGAGUGGAGACCAGAUGGGCCUUACUUGCCUGGACAGAGAGAGAGAAGCAUAUAUCAGGGAUAAUAAGGAAAGGGUGGAGUUUGCAAGGAUACACCCUUCAAACAACUGUCACGGUGACCUCACUUCUCAUCUCAUGGUCCCAGGUGGGACUUCCCUUCAAUCUGGCCAACUAGGAGACCCUGCUGCACAUGCCCAUUCUGCCCAUCAUCACUGGAUGCCAAGAACUGGAAGCCCCUCUCUCUGGAUGACAGGGCACUCCUACGGGAUUGGUCAUACAGCCCUGCACCAGAACCUGCCCCCAGGUUUCUCAGCAGCUAUGCCAGGCCCUCUACAGCCUGUCCUGCCCUUGCCCCAGGACCCCUCUGGCCAGCUGGUCGUCCUGCCCACGGAGCCCCCAGCCCACCCUGCCACCCAUCACCUUGAUGUGAUGGAGCAGCCAGGGCUUUGGCCCCCUGUAUAUGGUGCCCGGGGCCCGCCCUCCCACAUGCAACAUCCUGCUGUGUACUCCCGUUCCCGGUUUCUACGGCAACAGGAGCUGUAUGCGCUCCAGCAGCAUCAGCAGCUCCAGCAUCAGCAUCAACAUCAGCACCAGAGCCAUCAGUCACAGCAGCCACAGCCCCAGCAGCAGCACAGAGCCAACAAUGGCAUGGACAUGCAACAUCGAGCUACUCACAAUGCCCAGUUGCCCAAGAGGCCAGAUGAGCACUCUGUGGAGCUGGAGGAACUUCUGUCUGAGCCCAGGACGUCCAAACCCACCAAGCCCUACCUAUUUAACCCUGCCUCCAGAAACACCUCGCCCCCUGGGGCCUGUGCUGCCCACCUGUCCCCCUGCUGCCAGUCACCCUCACUACGACCUCACCCAAAAAGCACACCCUCUACCCCCUGCCCUGCCCCGAGUCCUGCAGCUGCGGCCCCCCACUCUCCAGCCAUCAGUCCAGCCCCAACUCAAAUAACCAAGGGGGCCGAGUCCCAGGACAAGAGGGGAGAGGGACAGCCACCACAGGACUACACACAGUCUCUGGAGCCCGACUUGCCCCCUGGAUACACCUACCCUGCCAUAGCCAUUGGUUACAGAAGCAGCUCCUCCUGCCAAGAUGUCCGAUUGGCGGAGCCAGCUGACCUGGAAGCGGUCCAGGUGGAGCCUGCAGAGCACGCUCCCCAGCCUCUUACUAGCCUGGGAGAGGCGAUAGACUGUCAGGCUGUGGUCAGGCCCCUCCCGGAGCCACUCCCACACCAAGAAGUGGAGCCAGAAGAGGAGGAAGAAAGGAUGGUGGUGAGAGCUCUGGAACCGAGUGAAGAGUUGGAGGUUUCCACGGUAGCCACAGCCAGCUUCACACCUGUAGAGAAAGAGGUAGAGCCGCAGGGCCCUGGUGAGGAGGAGGUGCUGAUUUGUUGCCCGUCUGAGAACUCAGCAUGUGAGACCAAUCCCUGUCCACUGCCCCUCUCCACGGAACUCAGCCAACAGCCAGAAGCAGUCAUCACCCUGGUAGAGGAGGAGGAUGAAGAGGAGCCGGAGGCAGUGUUUGAGGAGUCCCAGUCGAAGCAUUUCCAGGAGGUCAAGGUGGGAGAAGAGCAGGAGCCUGAGCUGGCCACCAUCAUAGAGCUCGACCCUGCAACCCCCACCACUUCUCAGCCUGAGCCUGCAACACCUGAGGAGGUGAAGGAGGCAGAGCAGUCAGAGAAAGAGAAAACCCCAAAUAACACCUCAGUGGAUUCAGCAUGUCUUUCCCCUGCCUCAGCCCCCUCCCCCUGCCCCUCCUCAAGCCUUUGCCAGACAGCCGUUGCUGUCGCCCCCAAAUCCGCCGUGCCCUGCUACUGGAGCCUGGAGCUGCUGAUUGCCGCCGCCUUCUGCACAGAUGUACCCCCGUUUCCACUGUUCCCUUUCAGCGCGCCGUCGCCUGCCCAAGCGCAGCCCGGCCCCUACCAUGGCAUGGAGCUGUUGAGCGAGCUGGCCGAUCUUGAGCUACAGCAGCAUAGACGUUCUAGCGGGGAGAGCCAGGGAGAGGAGUUGCUGAUUUUUGAUCUCCAGAGCCUUGCUACGCUGGCUACAGCACGCUCCUUGGAGAUGGGCUCUCAAGACGGCGGCACUGUGACUUCCGGGCGGCACUGUCCAGCCCGUAGGACGCUCAAUCUACGUAGAAAAUGCAGCUGGACACCGCGUAACGAACCAGUUUGCCCAGCCAAAGGUGGCAUGGAAACCAUGGAUGGUCCAGAGCUAGCUAUGCGUGUGAAGUUGGCCGAGUUACAGCGACGCUACAAAGAAAAACAGAGAGAGCUCGCCAAGCUUCAGCGGAAGCAUGAUCAUCAGAAGGAGGAGACGCCUCGGAGCCCCGCACGACGAGGACCAGGGCGCCCCAGGAAGAGGAAACCCACCCUCACCACGGGCCCCGUGUCCUCAUCUGACGGCCAGAGAAAAGUCAAGUCUAUAGGGGCGGGGCUUGCCCUGUCGCCGGAGGACCUUGGAGGAGGUGGAGACAGCCAGAGGAGGAAGAAGAAGCUGUCCAAUCGGGGCUUUGAGCGACUCAGCAGCACACAGAUGAAAGCGCAGGGCUGCAGAAAGAGCGGUCUUCACAGUGUGCUCAGCUCUAAGAUAGCCAGCGACGUCGCUCAGUUCAAACAGAAGGCCCAAAGUAAGAAGACUCUCCCUGGGACGGGCUCCAGAGACAAGGAGGCCUCGCCCUCCGGCGCCACACCUAAGCACGAGCACAGAGGCCAGGCCACAAGCAAAGCCGAGUGCAGGCGGGAAUCUGGGGGACAAAGCGACACAGCAGACAGCGGGCCCCAGGAGGGCUGGACUAGGCUUGCGCGUCAUGGAAAGAAUAAGGGAUCUGGCGUCCUGUCGCAUGGUUCCUCCUGUCUGGGUCAGCCCAGCGCACGGGUCGUCCGUGGCCGGAGACACGAGACGACGGAGGACGGAGAGAGUACCCCUGCCGAAAGUGACUCCUCUGAUCACGAAGAGGAGGAAGAGGAAGGCAGUUAUGACAGUGAUGGGGGACAUGCCGUCAAAGCCCAAACCCCCAGAGACAUCAGUUCCAGCUCCUCUAUGACUGGCCCAACUCCCUCGUCUGUCGUAAAGCUGGAGGCCAAUCAGAAAGCCAGGAACAAGAAAGAGAGGCAAGGCCUUUAUGGCGCCCGGAGUCUGACUGGAACGGAAGGGGAUGUCAAAGUGAAAAAGAAGGCCCCCUGUAGGCUGGGACUUGGAGCUACAGUUAAGAAGCACCGUGAGGACCAUGGGACAGAGGCAGUGAGGAGGCCACGGGGGCCCAGGCCCCAGGAACCUCGCUGGGGCAGUCUGGGGACCAGAGGCAGCCUUUACCGCAGGAGCAUGGGCCUGGCCACCUUCCCCACCACUACUGAGCGCCUCAAGAGGGCUACACGGAAGAGCACCAUGUUGAGAGGGGCGAUCAAUAAGAGGAGGAGCUGCUGGCCAGGCGGGGGGGCCCCACAGAGCGAGGAGAGCAGCCGGGGCACGAGGAGGAGCCGGGCAGAACAGCCUAAGGGGCGAGCGGUGAGCCGGCUGCUGCAGAGCUUUGUGGCUGACGAGGGCUUUCAGAUGAAUGACAGCAGCUUCUCCGAGGGGGAGGAGGACAGCAGCCAUUCAUGUGACCGCAGGAGCUCAGCGGGUGAGGAGGGCACCACUGUAACUGCAGUAUUGCAGCUGGAUUGUGCUACUGCCCCUUACCAGGAGAUGUACCGUCAAUUCAGUCAUGGUGAAAUCGCAACUGGGAUGUUUGUUUUUACCUCCGUAGCUCCAAACUGUGUCCUGACCAAAGAGCUGCUGACUGAUGGCCUGAAGGUGCUGAUCUCCAAGGAGGAUGAGCUUCUGUAUGCUGCAAGGGUCCACACCUUGGAGCUGCCUGACAUCUUCAGCAUCGUCAUCGACGGCGAAAGAGGAAACCGCCCUAGAAUCUACUCACUGGAACAACUGCUACAGCAAGCAGUCCUGGAUGUGCGUCCAGAGACAGAGGCCAUGCUCAGAGAGGGGACCAGGGUGUGUGCUUAUUGGAGCGAACGGUCACGCUGCUUAUAUCCGGGCUACGUUCGCCGAGGUGGCUCAUCUGAUGAGGGCAAGCAGGGAGGGGUGAUGGUGGAGUUUGAUGAUGGAGACAGAGGGAGGAUCUCUCUUUCUAACAUCCGCCUCCUGCCCCCAGGAUACCAGAUCCACUGUGGAGAGUCAUGCCCUGCCCUGCUGGUGCCCAGUGGGACAACAGCCAGGAGAAACUCUAGUCUAGAGCAAGCCCCUAUGAAUGACAGACCCAACAAUACCAACACUGACACCAACAAUCAAGCUCCACCCGUCCAUAAAAGAAAACCAGGGAGACCAAAGGGCUCUGGUAAAAAGCAGAAGCUGCAGCAACAGCAGCAGACUGAGAGCUCUAGUAAGAGCCCUCCACCAUUUCUGGGUUGGCCUUCGAUGAUUGCCCCGCGCAAAAGGACCUCUGACAAUCUGUUUCAGCUCAAUGGGGCUCCACGGAAAGCUAUGAGAGGGAAGGAUGAUGACCCGUUCCACCUGCCUCAGACCCAGUCCCAGGUCUCCUGCCCAGCCAAAGGCCUGUUCAGCAGCAGCUCCUUUGAGGUGGACUCAUUCAGCAGCAUUGCCAUGGGCUACUCUUCCUUCUGCUCUCAGUCCACGGGGACGGGGACAGGAAUGUCCAUGGGUGUCAGAAACGGACCUUACGGUCAGAGGCGUCGGCAGGAUGACUUGAGUAUGUCACGUGGCAGGAAGUCGGGACAGGAAUUUCUGGUCAAGCUGGAUCAUGAAGGAGUGACCUCCCCCAAGACAAAGAACAGUAAAGCUCUACUAUUGCUGGGUGGAACAGGGUUUGGAUCAAAGUGCAUAAGUGGGAUGCCGAGGCCAGAGGCUUACUCCCACCCAGUCCUCCUGGUUAAGGACAACAAGAAGGGAGGUUCCUCCAGGGCAGACCUCCUUUUAAAGGGAGCCCCUCCACAAAGAAAGCCCUCUACCUCCAUGGCUCUGGGGGAAUACGGAGAUCUGGGCUUCAGCUCCCACAGAGACUGCCACAGCUCUUACUCUGACCUGGAUGAUGAAGAGGAGGAAGAAGAAGAGGAGAGGAGGAGGGCUGCACUGGCUGCAGCCUCGGGAGGGUUAAGGACAGCGGGCCGCUUCCUCUCACGUCUCUCCGUCUCCUCCUCCUCGUCUGGCUCUUCCAGCUCUUCCUCCUCUGGCUCCCUCUCGAGUUCCAGCCUCUGCUCGUCUGACAAUGACUCCUCCUACAGCUCAGAAGAUGAAGAGAAUUCCACCUUGAUGUUGCAGAGCUGCUUGUCCUCCCAUCGCGGAUUGCUGCAGCCCCCUGAACCACCCACACCCUCAGGGCCACACCAGCGCUCCUUUGUGGCCAAAGCUGUGGCCGUUUCCAACGCCAAAGGAGGUCCCGCUGACCAGGUUUCUAGUAACAAGUCCUUGAAGCGGAAAGAGUACAACAGCUCCAGCUCCAAGCCUUCUAAGGAGCUUGUGAAGAAACCUAGGAUGCUAUCUGACAACAACCCCAUUCCCAGGCCCAAGAUGUCCUCAUUCCUGUCAGGACGGCAGUUGUGGAGGUGGUCUGGAAACCCCACACAGAGGCGUGGAUUGAAGGGCAAGGCCAGAAAGCUUUUCUACAAGGCAAUUGUGCGUGGCAGGGACACAGUAAGGGUGGGAGACUGUGCUGUCUUCCUCUCUGCCGGUCGGCCACACCUCCCUUAUGUGGGACGGAUAGAGAACUUCUGGGAGUCCUGGACUUCUAGCAUGGUGGUCAAGGUCAAGUGGUUCUACCACCCCGAAGAGACCAAGCUGGGCAAGAGGCACCGUGAUGGCAAGCAUGCUCUCUAUCAGUCAUGCCAUGAGGAUGAGAACGAUGUCCAGACAAUCUCUCAUAAGUGCCAAGUGGUGAGCAGGGAGGAGUAUGAGCGUCUUACCCGAGGCCAGAGGCCCAACAGUGCCUCCCUGGACCUCUACUACCUGGCCGGGACCUAUGACCCCACCACUGGUCAACUGGUCACUGCUGAAGGGGUUUCCAUCCUCUGCUGAGGCCAACCCCCAUUGAGGAUACUACUGAAGGAAGGAUCUGAGUCCAAAGGUGUCAGUGGCUUUACCUGAAGGACCCAUCAACUUUAGAAGGAACAUAAGGGUUCCCUAAGGCGUCCAUGGUUUUUGCCUUGGGUACCCGUGGACUAAAUGUGAGCACCAAAGCAGAGGCUACACACUGGAGUGCAAGGCCCCUAACCUUUAUAGAAAGGGAGCAGUUGACAGGAGGAAAUUAACCCAGAUCUCGUAACACCCUUCCCGAGGGUCACUGCAGACGAGGAUCUACGUCCUCCUGGAUCCUAGAUUUCACUGACUGGCUUUCCAUCGGUUUAAACUCAUCUCUCAUUAAUCAAGUCACAUGUAACUGACAGCUUCCCGUCCGGUUUUUGGAACCAUCCUACCAGCUCCUGUCAUGGGUCACCAAAGGAGAGCUGGAGGCGUGUUGAUCUUUGCAAGGUACCACGAGGCAACUCGUCUCUGAGGACCAAUUUUUUUGUUGUUGUGUGAGGUAGCCUUAUGUGAGGGAAUGAGAGAGAAAAUGAGGCGGGGAGGGAGGGGUCGCUCCCUUAAACCUCAUCAUUCCAGGGAUGUUGAAAACAAUGUAAACAUUGUAAAUAAAGCUGAUGCCUGUAUAUAUUUUGAAUUCUUUCCAAUCAAGCCAUACACUUCAGUACCUCUCGCCUGUCUUAACUGUUCAGGUGUACAUUGUACAGUUCAAUUAUCAGUUGUAUUGAUGUUUGUUGUCUAUAUGUACAUAAAAGCUAUUUUAUAUAGAAGUUUACUGUAUAUAUGAGAUGUAUCUUUCCAUGUUUGCAAUUGAUUUAUUUUUCUAUGGGUGUAGAAUAUGUUGUCAUUGAUUUUCUUUUUUCUUUUUCUUUUUUUUUUUUCUUCUUUGCUUUGGAAAGUCCAGAUUGAGGAUGUUAGUGUUGCACUGCAUAUGCCCUGCUGAGACAGACAGACAAGACAGACCGAUAAGACAGAGCACAGACGACGAGAGAAGGAUUUAGUACACGACAGGACAAGACUCGCUUUCUGAGAGAGAGAGGAGCCGUCCUGUUUAAAAAAAAAAAUGUCAUGUGGUUUUUGUUUUUUAUUAUUAUUAAAGUGUCCUGUUACUUUGCAUUUUUUUUUCUAUUUUAUAAAACACCUUUUAUUUAUUUUUUCAGUUGGUCAAUGUCACAAGGCAGAUCCCGAUGGACUGCAAUCACGGGUCAAAAAAAAAAAAAAAAGAAGAAUUAAGACUCACUUUUUUUGAAACAAAGUAUGUGUGUGAUGAGUGUCCGAGCAUCACUUUAAUCAUUUCCACACAAAUCAGUUCAGAACAAGACCGGGUCUGUUAAAAGGACACGUGCUAGAGCGGCGCACCGACGGGUGCACCCCUCGGCACGUUCACGAGACCUGUAAAAUACCAAAGCUUCUAUUAGAUCCUUUAUGUCCUUUAUUUAAAUUGAGAAGUACCAUGUCAAGCACCUGUACUGAAGUCAGAUCAGAAAUCACUGUAGCUCUUCUUCGUGCAAGCGUACCGGCUUCGCAUCACGACAAUGGUUUCUUGCACACGUACCUGCAGCUUUGUCCAGUGCAGAGAAAUACGCAGGCCAUCUGGAGGGGGUGGCCGAGGGGGUCACGGUACUGACAAGAGCGGGAGGCCGAGAGUUGACAAUUUGUUGGAAUUAGUCCAUUUUUUAGUUUCAUCAGCCGUCAAAGUGUCUGAUUUGUACAGUUCACGCACGUACUCGACGCCAACUGUGAAGGACAAUCAGAUUCACAAAGCAAUGGACAUAGAGUAGGUUCAUCCAUUCUAAUAAUUACGUUUAUUUUAUUUGUGCCAAGUACAUUUUGGUUGUUUUUUCUUUUCUUUUUUUUGUGUCUUUUAUUGUUUGAUAUGCAAAUCUUGAGUAUUGUUUCGUUUUGUUUUUUUUUUUGAAAAAAAGUUUUUAUUUUGUUCAUGGAUAUAUUAUUUAUUGUCAAUGUUGCUGUUUUGUUCAACCAUGCCAAGAGCGCUUUAUGAAUGUGACAUGAUUAUUAUUAUUUUUAUUUUUUCUUGGUGUGAUGUCGCAUCUGCAUUUCUUAAUAAAACUCCGGUCUUGUAGAGGGGCCGCCUAGUGAAAAGAAAUAAAGCAACACUGGAUUCUUCACAUCCACAAA